GUUCCGUUUGAUGCCAAUCGUGGAAACUUGCACAAACAUUCAUUCCCCAUCACUCGAUUCAGCUCCAUAUGAUGGUAUCAUCUUCACUCAUUCCUAUUAUCCACCCCUACACAUGCAGGUUUAUUGCCUUCCCAGACUUUGCGUAUAGCGACCUUAAGCUCCUCCGCCGUCUCCCGGUGCUUCUCGAUCCUCUAAUCAAUCUCACUAAUCUCCUGCUCAAUGCGCUCCGCACUCUAUUCCAGCAAUUGCUGCACCUCUUCGAGCGGCAGAUGCAGAAACAGACAUCCGAUCUUGUCGGGUACCAGCUUGUCUCCGUUCGCGAGCUCGCACUCGGAGGUCACGUCUUAGGUACUCCACUCGUUCUCUUGCUAGGGAAACGGGUUGUGGGGGGUGGGGGGAAGUGGGCGGAGCGCGGGACGGUGGGCACACGUGUUUGGCUUAUAGCUCGUCGCGAAGAAUGCCUUGCUCCCGGUGAAGGGUGGAGAAACGGCUGCUUCAGUGGUCCGCUCGUGGCACUUGCGUGUCGGCUGCGGCUCUGUCUUCGCGGGAGAGCUAGGGAGCGCUGUCAGCGGCGAUCGGUGGUCGUUUGUGCCACGGGCGGUUGUCCAUCUUGUAUUUUUGUUUGGACGACGGGACGGAGAUGGGACGGGAGAAAAUACGGCGGCGCGUUGUUGUGAUGAUCGCGGGGACGCUGCGUGCGCAGUGGAGGGGCUGCGGAUGGUGGGGUGCUGCUUGCUUGCUCGCUGCUGCAGUUGGUAACUAUGCCAAGUCACCCCGUCUGUUAGUUACCCGUGUCUUUGCUUCUUCAACGUCACUGUACUUCCACCAGCAACCGAUCACAAGCAAUCACGAUGUCACCGUUCCUAUAAUCACCUUACUCGAUAGCUAUGGGCGUCCUUCAUCACCACGAUCAGCAUCGCAGCCGGAGGCAGGAGAGAGGGGGGAGGAAGAGGUACUUUUAUAGAGGACACAGCGAUGAGCGAGACUCAGGACUUUGGUGACGAAGACGGAGGAGGUGCCUGCUUUAUGGCGAGGGAUAUGUAGAUGUACCGUAGUGGCGCCUUGCUCGGAGACGUAAUACUAUCUAUACAAACGGUGCCCGGCUUGAAGAGGAGGUUGCAGAAAGAGCAUACCGUACUUAGCUAACCACAUGGAGCCGGCGG
Molecule: messenger RNA, 1163 nt
Organism: Tricharina praecox
Lineage: Eukaryota; Fungi; Ascomycota; Pezizomycetes; Pezizales; Pyronemataceae
Exons: 1
Coding region: 69-677 (202 amino acids)
Source: RefSeq, a predicted model, not a curated record